UUUUGGCGGACAACACAUGCGAUGGACAUGGAAGUGGAUGAAAAUGCGCCGCAGCACUAUGUGCGAACAGCGGAAGACGUCAAGGCUAUUGUGAGGCAUGCAAAAAUGGAUGAACGCCAGCUCACACAACUAACGCAGGCUUUGUACUAUCCAAGCGCUAAUGUUGUCAGUGAUAAUUUGCGGCUGCUGGAGUUGGAUGAGCACAUGUUGCAACAGAUUCGUACCGGCCAAACGUUGCAUUUUAAAGGCGGUUUGCAUGAGAAGGUUGUGCUCUGCACAGAUGAACGCACCUACGACGUGAAGGGCGCUGAGAUCUCAAAUAGUUUAUUAUUGGUGCCCGAUUUAAAGUUUGCUGCUGCAACGAGUACUUCCCCAUUGAAGAGUCCACGUACAGGCAAUGCGAAUACCUCGCUUGAGCGUAGUCUCAACGACAGUGCCGAUGAUGAUUUGGAGGUGCCCCGCACCUUAGAACAGAGGCAGGUGCUCACUAUAUUUCAUGAAUACUUUGAAUGUCGUGAGAUAAGACCACGAUAUCGUAAGCUCGGUGAAUUGCUACAGCUGACUCGCUACUCCGGUCCAGAGAACGAAUAUUGUAUUGAGCGCAAGCUAUUGUUCAGUUUCCAACAACUUUUGAAUACAGUGCAGUGCAGUCGGGCACAGUUUGUUGAGGGACUCCACCAGUACAGGGCGCUCGAGUUCGAUGGUCAUAUACGCAUCCUCGACUACGAGUACGAAUAUCGUAUAAUUACCUUAAUGCUUGGACUGAUUAGUGAAAACUCUUGGGCACUGGAUGAGGUGGAACGCGAAGAGACAAUUUAUGCUCUGCAAGGCAUUGCUCCCGAACCAAUUGUAGCUGGACUGUUUGAUAUCUAUACAAAGCCCAGUGAUCGUUGCCCCAACAAGUUCAAAUAUCAAGAGUCACUUGUGGCACGGAUUGUUGCACAGAAUAUUUUGCAACCAGGUCUGCGUUUUCGCAACGAUGAGUUUAUGGCCACCUGGCAGGAGGCACUGCCGGAAGGUAUGAGCUGUAAGAUCGAGUAUUUGCGGGGAUUGGGCAUCUUGGAUAAGGAGGGUGCCCAGCCCUGUGUGCGUUCCCUGGCUGAGGAGCAGCUGCCAUCCAAUAUUAAUGAUCGCAUGCGCGCCUUAUUCAAAACGAAACGCAAAUGGACACUGGAGGAGAUGGAGCCAUACAUUGACUGCUUUACGACGCCUGCGCUUUCUGUGUCCACAUUACUAGCCAAGCACGCACGUUCCCUCACCGAGGCUGGCACACGCUACUUUGUUUCCAAGCACUGAAUGCAUCCUUGUUAAUAUUUAUAUAUUUGUACAGUAAACUAGCAUAUAUUUAUUUACAC
Molecule: messenger RNA, 1355 nt
Organism: Drosophila hydei
Lineage: Eukaryota; Metazoa; Arthropoda; Insecta; Diptera; Drosophilidae
Product: sister chromatid cohesion protein DCC1
Exons: 3
Coding region: 22-1296 (424 amino acids)
Biological process (GO): mitotic sister chromatid cohesion; maintenance of mitotic sister chromatid cohesion
Cellular component (GO): nucleus; chromatin; Ctf18 RFC-like complex
Source: RefSeq, a predicted model, not a curated record